Messenger RNA from Lytechinus pictus (painted urchin), 2152 nucleotides. RefSeq names its product NXPE family member 3-like. The coding region runs from base 197 to 1966 and encodes 589 amino acids. The record is from RefSeq and is a predicted model, not a curated record. NCBI's taxonomy places the organism in Eukaryota, Metazoa, Echinodermata, Echinoidea, Temnopleuroida, Toxopneustidae. The transcript is spliced from 6 exons.
ACAUCUGUUUUUGGAUAACAUGCAGGAUGUGCUUGCUCGUGCUCGCGUAGAGCCCUUGGCGGGUUUCGGCUAGAAAUAUACAGGAUAGUUCAGGCAGUUAAGGUUGACAAAAACAGCCUCUGUUUAAAAGAAUUACACAGUCAAUCUUCUACAUGUAUUUCUUCAAUGAUGCAUGUGGACUUCCAGCUGAUGCAACAUGGUAUCGAAGGGCAUGCGGCAAUUUGUCAUCUUCACAUUUGUUGUGGGGUCAUUUCUUCUUGCCUUCAUAACAAUAAUGCAAUUUUCAACAACCGUUAACCAACACACCGAGCCUUUCCCUCUAAACCACAUUCCACCAUCAAGACUAUUUAUGGAUAUAGCAAGACCUAAGGCCUCGUGGAAAGAACGGACAAAUGUAUCUGUAAAUCCCUUUUGCCCUAAUCUUUCAGCAAGGCGAAGACGAAGAUAUUAUACUUACGAGGACAGCAUACCAAGUCAAAUCUCCUGGACAAGUUUGCUCAACAUGACUAAUCCAAAUUUCACAUCAUUUCACAUCACCAAAACAAAUCGGAACAAUGCUUCUAAGUAUUUCGUCUGCGAUGAACUGCGGUUGAUCAUUCAAGCCCGGAAUGGGCUAAACGAGAGCAAGGCUUACGGAGGAGACUAUUUCCGCACCAAAAUAUAUACCAAAAAUUCAACUUUCCAGGCAAGCUCGAUGUCAGACGGCGAAGUUGUCGACCAUGGGAACGGGACGUACAGCGCCCUCUUUACCUUGAAGUGGGCAGGUUUGGUUAACAUUCAGGUUACAUUAGUUCAUACAAGUGAAGCCAAUUACGUGUUAAGAAGACUUCAGAAAGAAGAAGUGACCAGAAGUCACCAUAAAGGGCGAUUUUAUUCUAAAGAUCCGAAGAAAGCCGAGGAAACAUUUUGCAAUAUGGACCUAAAAGUGUUAAACGAAACUGUCGGAAAGACCGAAAGCUGUAACUUUACCGACACAAGUACCGGGUCCCCUUGGUUUUGCGUGAAACCACAGAAUUUCACCUGCAACGAUUGGGUUGAGCAUCACAAUGUACAGUAUAAACCAGUCAUAUCGGACAACGAAAAGCUUCCUUUUACCUGGAACAACCGAAAAAUAUCUGGAUCUGAAAACAGGAUUGUAGUCCAUCGUACAGUUGGUAACGAGUCCAUUGUACACAGUGGGGCUCUGGAUCACCUUCCAGCUUGCUUGCCACAGAUUCAAUUUGGAGCACCAGAAGUUGCUGGCUUUUACUGGGGAAAGAAUUGGCUCUCAGCAGAUUGCGGAAUACAAAUAUUCCAUCAAUCGCAAGCAAUCUCGCUCUUGAAAAAUAAAACCAUAUAUUUUUUAGGGGAUUCUACCAUCCGGCAGCUAUUUGAAUUUUACGUAAAGCUCUUCAAAUUGAAAACGGUUCCAAUCUCCAAGGACCCGUCGUGGUUCGUUGGACCGACAAUCGCCAAAGACAGCAAAAACAACAUUAAUUUCCACUUUCAAUUUCACGGGCAUCCAAUCGGGAGAUCAAAGUGGGCGAAUGUUUCAACCACAGAGUAUAUAGCAAAUUUUAUUGAUCGUGUCAAAGGAGGGGAGAGCACUAUUUUUGUUUUGACGUUGUGGGCGCACUUUGCUGCAUUCCCUCCUUGGUUCUACGAAACUCGUGUGGACGAUGUGUUGAUGUCUCUAAGACGCCUUCAGAAGCGUAGUCCAAAAACGUUGGUCAUCUGGAAAAGCGCAAACACAAGAGAACAUGACGGAUUGGAUCAUUUUCUUAAAAACAGUGACUGGACUGCGAGGGACCUCGAUAGAAGGAUGAGAAAUAAAGUUUUUGCUCUUGAAAAUCUCGGGUUUAUGGAUGCCUGGGACAUGACAAAUGCACAGUUCGAAAAAGAUGCCGUACAUCCUACGGGUUCACACGUUGAAAAUCUCAGCAAUAAACUAUUAACAUACAUUUUAAAUCAUAAAAACGAGGAAUGAUAGUUUGCACACCUACCUUGCCAUUUAUCAAAUAAAAAAUAACAAUUAGCAGGGUUCAAAAGAUGACAUCGGUUGAAAUAUCAUGUCUUUCAAUUUAUUUUUAACGUUGGAUGUUUGUGUACUAAUUAUUCACCUUGCCAUUAAAUUAAUUAAAUUAAAUUAAAUUAAAUUGAUAAAUUAACAUUG